UGGCGCACAGUGAUGACGCCUUUGGGGCGACCGGGAAGAACUGUGGUAAAGGCAAUGGCGAGUGGAAAGAAAAGCACAUUACUGUCGUCCUUAGCGGCUUACGAAUCGGAACAGGAGUCAGAUACAGAGAAUGAGGAACCUGACAGUCGCAAAGGACUCGUCUCAGCAGGAUAUGGAAAAAACAAUGCCAGUUAUAUGGAUGAAGAGGAUCGGAGGGACUCUGGUGACGAGGACAGUGGAGACAGCUCCAGAAAUUCGGAAGAGGACGAUUCAGACCUCGAUGGCCUUGACGCAGAUGAUGCAAAGGAGAUUUCUGAAGGUGAAAAAAGGGACCCAAAUGAGCUGGUUGCUCAGUUCUCGGAGCGGGUGCGUAACAUGUCCCCCGACGAAAUCCGGAUCCCCCCUGAGCCUCCAGGGCGGUGCUCGAGCCACCUGCAGGAGAAGAUCCAGAAGCUGUAUGAGCGGAAGCUUCAUGGCGACUUCGACACCAACAGCCACAUCCAGAAUAAGAAGGAGUUCCGGAACCCCAGUAUUUAUGAGAAGUUGAUCCAGUACUGUGGCAUUGAUGAACUGGGCACAAACUACCCUAAGGACAUGUUUGACCCCCAUGGUUGGUCAGAGGACUCUUACUAUGAGGCUUUAGCUAAAGCCCAGAAGGUUGAGAUGGACAAGCUGGAAAAGGCCAAGAAGGAGCGCACAAAGCCAUAUCACCCUGCAACUCACAACUGGCAGCCAACUGAAGCUCAGCAGAUUGAGUUUGUGACGGGCACCAAGAAGGGAACCACCACCAGCUCCGCCUCCAGCACCACCAGCACUGCCAGCACCACCGCUGCAGAGGCCCAGAAGCGAAAGAGCAAGUGGGACUCAGCUGUGCCAGUGACCAUCGCCCAGCCCACCAUCCUCACCACCACUGCCACCCUCCCUGGCGUCGUCUCCGUCACCACCACCGCCAGUGGCACCAAGACCACGGUCAUCUCUGCCGUGGGAACCAUCCUCAAGAAGGCCAAGCAGUAAGGGGGGCCUGAAUCCCAGAGCGUUGGUGCGGACUAGCUUGCUGCUGAUCCUGGUGGAAACUAAAGGAAAUGUUCCCGUUCCUUCCCCUGUUCCCAGCUGGAGCACUGUGACAAUCUGGAAUCUUAACCUUGAACCUGCGCAUGUCCUGAACUCCCAUGGGAGAAUCUCACGCUUUUUGCCUGAUCCAGCUGCUGUGGUAGCAACUCUUGAUGGAAGUCCUAAAAUAAAGAAAGUCUAAAGAGAAGGUCCGUGCUCUAGCUUCCACUGGUAGAUCUGUGCCCUAUUGCAUAAAACACCUCAAACCCGAGGUCCCCAAUGUGGCCACUGCAUUCCAGCAGAAUUUCAGAAUCACUGGAUCAAACUGUCUUGAGCCAGAGGAAUGGGUAAAUUGGUCCUGUUGAAUCUGAAGCACACCAAUCUAACCUUUUCACUCAAGACUUCUGGAAAAUCUGCUGGAUUUCAGCCCUUGAGGAAAGAAUAAGGGAACACCUGCAUUAAUUUAUUCCUCUUUAGGAAACAUACGUUUCCAGGUGUUGCACAGAGCAGUUGAUGUCAAAUUACCACAGGAAUCCAGUUCAUGAAUCAACCAGAUCAGUCUCAGUUGUUCUAGUAAGAAGUAGGGUGUAGACUAUUAAGAGAAACUUAAAAGGUUUAGCUCCCUAUGUACAUUAAAAUUCUUUGUAUUACCCCCCAAAAUGUUUUUGUAGCUUUCUACAACUUCAAUUGCCAAGGCAAAAUGACAGUUGAACCUCUGCAGACCCAGGUAGAAAAAGCAAGGCUGCAAUACUGUAGUGGUUUUACAGUUUGACUGUUCACGCCGUGAUGAAUGAUAGCUUCCAUCUCCAGCUGUAAUUUUUUCUGCUCUGCAUUUGAUGCUGUAAUUUCUAAAGAACUGGCAGAGAACUUCAGGUGGCCGCAGACACUGCGACAGCACUUUCCUGCUCCUGGGAACUUUUUAUGACACAACUGUGAAUCAGUGUUUUUAUACUUGUGUAUAUAUUGGGGUAAGUGGGAAUAAAAGAGGAAUCCUCAUCAGUC
This is a messenger RNA of Lepisosteus oculatus (spotted gar), 2052 nucleotides long. It is a transcript of the gene sap30bp, whose product is annotated as SAP30 binding protein. Gene Ontology annotation, cellular component: nucleus. Lineage: Eukaryota; Metazoa; Chordata; Actinopteri; Semionotiformes; Lepisosteidae. The record is from RefSeq and is a predicted model, not a curated record. Gene Ontology annotation, biological process: regulation of DNA-templated transcription.